AUGAGGAACUUCUUAUGGGGAAGUUCAAAGACUUCGAAAUUGGUUAACUGGAAUUUGGUUCUAGCUGCCAAAAAUAGAGGAGGUCUGGCUGUCUUAAAUCUCAAACAAAUGAAUAUUGCCUUACUAGCAAAAUGGGUUUGGAGAUUUGGAGUGGAAAAAGAUCAUCUAUGGUGUAAGAUCAUUACUGAGAAACACGGAGCAAUGUAUUCUCACUGGAUACCUGGCAGAGUCACUAACACAAGUGGUAUUUCUUGUUGGAAAUCAAUUGUGGAAACUAGUUUUUUGGUAAAUACCAAUACUUCUAUCACUAUUCACUCAGGAACAAGAGUUUCUUUCUGGUUUGAUAAUUGGAUUGGAGUUGAUUCUUUAAAAAUAUAUUUCCCUGAUCUUUUUAGAUUGGCAAAAGAUAAAUAUUCUUCAGUGGCUUCUCACAUUUCAAAUGGAAGUUGGGUAUUUGAUUUCAAAAUAAGACUAGUGGACAAUGAGGUGAAUCAGUUUGCUACACUUCUUCUCAGAAUUGGAUCAUUACCUCCACUUUUGAAUAACUUACCAGAUACAAGAAGAUGGUCCUUGGGCAAUAACAGAGUGUUCUCUUUUAAGACUCUUUACUCUCAAUUAAUCAAGACUGAUGGUGCGGAAGAUUUUCCUUUUCGGUUUGUCUGGAACUCAAAGAUACCUCCUAAGGUGAUUUUUUGUGUGUGGUGUGAUGUUCAUGUCAAGCUUAACACCAAGGACAUGCUUUUGCGGAAGGGUAUGGACAUGGACAAUGGUUAUAAAUUUAGUACUAGGUUUUUCUUUUGUUUCUACUGA
Molecule: messenger RNA, 810 nt
Organism: Papaver somniferum (opium poppy)
Lineage: Eukaryota; Viridiplantae; Streptophyta; Magnoliopsida; Ranunculales; Papaveraceae
Exons: 1
Coding region: 1-810 (269 amino acids)
Source: RefSeq, a predicted model, not a curated record